AUGAUUCGUCCAGCCACGCCGGGCACCCUUCUCACCUUGGUGGCGGCCGUCUUGCUGGGUCUCGUCACUAUCUCGAAUCCCAUUAUCAAGUCCAUCUACUUCUUGCAGGCCACUAUCGGCGGCAAUGGCCCUCAGGCUGGCGAGGUCGCUCGUUUCGGUACGUUGGGCUACUGUCUCGGCAGUAAAUGCAGCAGUCCCACGCUGGGUUACUCGUUUGAUCCGAAUCAGCUACUAGGCAUUCAGGUCGUCGGUAGCAGAUACACCUCGGCCGUUGUCAAGGGUCUCACCUACACGCUCGUCCUUCAUCCCAUUGCUCUCGCCUUUGCUGUCGUUGCGGUGCUCCUGGGGCUCAUCUCGCACUGCCGCGAUUUCUCGACCAAUUGUUUUGGCAGUUUCGUCACCGGCAUCGGCGCUUUCAUCACCCUCGUUGCCUUCGGUCUCGAUCUUGCGCUCUUCAUCAUUGCCAAGAAGCGCAUUGACUCGAUCAACGGCGCUUCCGCCUCGCUCGGCAUGGCCAUCUGGAUGACGUUAGCUGCAUGGAUCCUCAUGUUCCUCGCGGGCUGUGCCUUCAGCUGCGGAAUUUGCAGCCGAAGGAGGCGCAAUCGCGUCAAGGACUCACACGUCGACGACGCAUACGGUGCACGCCCCAACGCCCCUGUGCGCGAUAACUACGGCCAACAGAUGCGUCUGGACGCCCUCGACGCAGAAGCCGACAGGAAGCGCAGACAAGCUACACUUGACAGGAACAACCGAGAGCGCGCGGACCUGCCCAAGUUUGCAGAGUACGAGACCGAGUACGAGGUGCCCCUCAAGAACGACUACGAUGACGGUGCUUACUCGAACGGAGCCAGCCAGCACCAACCGGGACUGGCCUACUCGACCAACAACAGCGUUGCACGGGCCGGCGGAGCUGGUGCCGCAGCUGUGGCCGGAGGCUCGGUCAUCAAUGGCGUUGGACAGGGCUAUGGCAGGAGGCCAACACAGCGAAGUCACGCCGAAGACUUCUCCAACUCGCAACCCAUGCUGAACAACUCGGCCGGUCAUGGAGCGCAUAACUUUACCGCGCACAGGCAAGACACAAUGUCGUCCGCGGCUGGCGGUGCUGGUCUUUCCACGAGCCACAGCGACGCUACCUACGUUCCUGGUGUCGGCCCACAGCCAUUCCGCGAAGACUCGCUGACACCGGCGCCACGACCGUAUCCUCAGGUUUCGUCUCCUCCGCCCAUGCCUGAGUUCCCUCAGCACCAUCAGUAUCAAUCGCAAUCGCCGUCGCCGCAACCGCAGUAUGAUGCGUACGGCAAUGUAAUCUCUUCCGCUAUGGUACAACAGCAGAGCGGCAGCCAUUUCAACCAAUCGAACAAUGCAGCGCGUCGUCAGCCCACGGCCGAGUACGGUCAUCCCGCCGAGUACUCGGGAGCGACGUUUGGACCUUCUUCAUCUGGCUUCAUGCAGCACGGUUCCGAUCCUGCAGCAGCUGGUGGAGGCUCGCGCGUGCUUGGAUCGCGCACUCUGCCGAGCAUCCCACAGCACGACGCAGCUGAGCCUCAAGAGAUCGUCUAUGAUGGCAGUGCGGCUCCCGUGGAUCGUCGCCAGGGAACUAUCGACGACGGUUUCGGCCUUGCCUCGGUCGCACACGGCUCACAACACCAGCACGAACCGACGCACGAGACUGGCUACGACCAGUACGCGUCCUCCGCAUACGGUCACCAGACGCAAGCGCAGCAUCAACAGCAGCAUCAACAGUAUCACUCGUCCUAUCCAUCAGUCGGAAACAUGAGCCAGUACCAAGACCAGCACCGAGCCGAGCCCUCCUCGACGGCUCAAGGGCAAUCAUACCACAACCCUGCAGAGGGCAGUCACUAUGAUGACUACCAGAGCAGCGUCGGUCCUCCUGGCUACGAUAUGGUGACAGGUGGGUCUGGUGGCACAUACCAACACAAUCACUAUCCGCAUGAAAAGUAG
Sporisorium graminicola is the source of this 1962-nucleotide messenger RNA. RefSeq lists its product as uncharacterized. NCBI's taxonomy places the organism in Eukaryota, Fungi, Basidiomycota, Ustilaginomycetes, Ustilaginales, Ustilaginaceae. Bases 1 to 1962 code for a protein of 653 amino acids. The transcript has a single exon. Gene Ontology annotation, cellular component: cell division site; growing cell tip; plasma membrane. The record is from RefSeq and is a predicted model, not a curated record.